AUGCACUCGGGCACGCGAGGGCGAGGCGAUUCGCGGCGCCUCGUCGGCUUGAGGACCCGGUCGUCCGAGUCGGCGAUCCUCAACCUCACUUCGGGCGCCGCGCACGCCUCUGGCGUUGCCCUGCUCCUUGUGGUUGCUGCUCUCCUGGGCGUGGUGGCGACGGCGCCAGAGAUGGCCGUGCAGGCGCUGCUCGCGUGCAGCGUCGGCCUGCGGCGAGGAAUCCGCGCCGACACGCUCGCCCUGGUCGCCGCUGUCGUCCAGCGGCCCUCGGGCGUCGGACCGUGGCGCUCUGCCGUCGGGGUAAUCCUUUCGCUCGGCCAUGGCGCAUUGGUCAUGGGGUGCGCCUGCGGCACCAUCGCGGGCGUCCAAGUGGGCGGGGUGGGACUGGUCCACGCCGCGCGCAUUUCAGGCGCGCUCGCCCCGUGCGUCGGCGCGAUCAUCCUCGUCGGCCUGGGCGGCGAGAGGCUCUGCGGUUGCUGCUUUCGGGUCUUUGCCGCGGCGGGCACCCCGACAUCGGUCCUUCUCAUCGGUCUGCUGAGCGCGCUCGACCUGGACUGCGCCAUGGAGGUGAGCCUUCUCGCAACCUACGUUCUCGAGAUGAGGAGCCUCCCGGCCGCCUUUGCCCUCGCGCCGCCUCUCCUCUUCAUUCUCGGCAUGGCGCUCUCCAGCUCGGUCGGCGCGAUGCUUCUCCUGGGAGUCUACGAGUGGUCGACGGAUUAUAGCCCGCCGACGCGCCGACGCUGCUGCGCCUGCCUCGACGCCCUCUCCGCCGCUUUCGCCAUUUUUGCCGCCCUCGCCCUUGUGGCGGAGAAUGCGGCGACCUGGCCGGACCUGGCCGACUCCACGCGGUUGCAAUGGGCGGCGCAACGGACGAAAGCGCGGCUGGAGGCGCUCGGCGUCGCCACCGCGGCGGCGCUCCUCGCCCUGAACUGCACCAUGGUGGUUGUCACGCCGUUGCUCGCGUGCGCCUCGUCCUGCCGCCGCCGGCCGCUGGUCGGUCCACGCGCCGAGGCGCUGCAGCAGCCACUGAUGACUGCGCCGGGGCCCGACGGCCUCGAGCCGCCGCACGCGGGGCCGGAGGCGCCUAGGUGA
Emiliania huxleyi CCMP1516 is the source of this 1092-nucleotide messenger RNA. RefSeq lists its product as hypothetical. NCBI's taxonomy places the organism in Eukaryota, Haptophyta, Isochrysidales, Noelaerhabdaceae. The record is from RefSeq and is a predicted model, not a curated record. The transcript is spliced from 2 exons. Bases 1 to 1092 code for a protein of 363 amino acids.